Molecule: messenger RNA, 4535 nt
Organism: Hypanus sabinus (Atlantic stingray)
Lineage: Eukaryota; Metazoa; Chordata; Chondrichthyes; Myliobatiformes; Dasyatidae
Product: PHD finger protein 20-like
Exons: 22
Coding region: 709-4140 (1143 amino acids)
Biological process (GO): regulation of transcription by RNA polymerase II
Cellular component (GO): MLL1 complex; NSL complex
Source: RefSeq, a predicted model, not a curated record
AGGGUUAGCAGUUGCUGAAGGGGAGGAAGGGCACCGCCGGCCGGUGUGAGUAAUACUAGAAAGAGCCGAGUCCAAGGUGGGGAUUACAAAUCCGAUGGAGGUCAAUCAGUCGGGGCGUGCAGUACGCCGGCGGUAGAUGAUCCACGUUGCUCGCUCUUCGCUUUGCCCAUUGUAUGCACGUCCCCUCCGGUUCCGCCCUGCCCUGCCCUGCCCUGCCCCGGGAACCGAGGCCGACCCACUCGCCUCCCUCCUCCGCCGGGUCCGGCCUCCCCGACCCCGCCAGACGGAGAGAGAAAAAAACCGGGGCUGGUGGAAAAAAAAACGCGGCGCACUCGAACUUGCUUCUGAUUGACGGCGGAAUUCCAGCCAACGAGAGACUAAGCCCAUGUCGGUGCUCCAAUCAGGAAAUCCGGUAGGCGGUGCCGUCCCCGCUCGGCCCCGCCCCUAGUUUGGAUGCGGCGCGCAGCCGAAUCCCACCCGGAUUGUGUGUUUAUUGCUUUUUCCCUUUUUAAAAAUCCCCCCCCUGCGGCUGAUUUGCAUAUUUUGGGAAGUUUGUACUCUCACCCUUCCGAGAAAGGGGAGAGGAAGAGACACCAGGAUCUGUGUUUUGCUCCCCCUACCUCCGUGGAGUUUGUACAUGAGGGAGAAAAGAAGAGUCGUCACAGCGAAGGCGGCAUGGACAGAGCAAGGGAAUAAAGUGUGUUGAAGAUGUCCAAGAAGCCUCCGAGUAGGCGGGGUAUUACGUUUGAAGUGGGUGCUCGCCUCGAGGCACGAGAUCGACUGAAGAAAUGGUACACGGCGCACAUAGAGAAGAUUGAUUAUGAGGAGGGAAAGGUGUUGAUUCACUUCAAGCGUUGGAACCAUCGGUACGAUGAGUGGUUCAGCUGGGAUAGCGUGUACCUGCGACCCCUGGAAAGACCCCUCCUGCGGAAGGAGGGGGCCAAACUGGACGAACCAACCGUGGAGUUCCGGCCCAGUGAGCAGGUGCUGGCGUGUUGGUCAGAUUGCAGGUUUUAUCCAGCCAAAGUCAUUUCAGUCAACAAGGAUGCUUCUUACACAGUCGAGUUCUAUGAUGGAGUUGUUCAGAAUGUGAAGAAAAUCCACGUCAAGUCCAUUCCUAAAUCCUCCCGGGAGAAGAAUGCAGCGAGUGGGCGGAACAAGGAGAACGGUUCCGGGGGUGGCCGGCGAAGGGAGAGGUUCAGGAAGAGCUCGCCGUCUCUCGUUGGUCAGCAGACCGGCGAAGGCAAGCUGGCCGAGAAGGAUGGGAGGGAGGAAGAGGCCAAGCCUGUCCAGAAGGAGAUGGAGCAGGGGCAGCGCAAGUCGCCCCAGGAACUGGCCGCGGAGCCAAAGACGGCAGCGAGCUCUCUGCCGCCGGGGACCCCGCCCCCUGCCCCGCAGCCCCAGAAGCCAGAGGAAAAGCGGAAACGCGGGAGACCCCCUUCCUCCGGGCACGCAGGUAGCCAUUCUAAAGGGGCAGCCUCCCAGGAUCGCCGGUUACUGCCAUCGCGUCAAGGGGGCACCGGAACGGGGAAGAGGAAAUGUGCCUCGGCUGCCUCGAUGCUGUCCAAGCAAAUGAAGUUCAGCAAAGCCUCGGACCAGGGUCCACCCACAGGCAGCCAGGGGCAGAAUAGGAGGCGGUCCUUGCGUCUUGCUUCUGGUGACAGCAACCCAUCAACCACAAACACACCCAGUGAUGGAGUGGAGCCCCGAGGCAAAGCAAAGGAGCCCGAGAAAGCAGAGGAAGCCGCAGCAGCGUCCGAGCCCCCAGCCGAGGCCCAGCAAGCCCCUGCUAUCCAGGCCCGGUGUUCCCCCGAAGCUCCGGCCACCCCUUCGGCGCCCGAAGUCGCUGCUGCCGCUCCGGAGCCCCAGGCCAAAGAGGCAGCCAAAGCAGACUCCCCCGAGCCAAGCGCUGAGCCGAGAGAGGCUCCACCUGAAGCUGCUCCUGUUGUGAAGCGUGUGCCUCGAUCCCAGAACCCAAACAGAUACAGUAGGGAACCCUUAACCAAUGCUGCCCAGAGCCCUGAGGAACAGCUCCCACCCAAGGCGUUGAUCAUUGACCUGGACCACAACAAGUUCAAGUGCAAGAUUGCCGAGUGCUCGAAGGCGUUCCGCAAGGCCAAGAUGCUGCACUACCACAUGAAGUACUACCACGGUAUUGAGAAGGCAGAGUCGGAGCAGGGGUCCCCCAAGCGGAGCAUGCAGACCCGCGGCUCCUGCCCCUCGGAAACCGAGUCGCUCCUGGACAGUCCCAAGAGACGCCGCACCACCUCGGGAUCCUUGCAUGGGUCCCAGAGCACGUCCCAGCGGGACACCCCAUCGUCCAGCGUUGACCUGAAAGCCGCGAAGCUGAACGAGAAGAGGCGCAUUUCAGCCCCGUCCUCCCUUGAAUUGUCUGCUCAGACCAGGCUGUCCCUGCGGGACAAGAGCAAGGACAACCAGGUGGAGAGGUCCCACAGGAGGCUGCAGGAUCGGGAAAGGGGCUUCGUGGACAGUGGAACGAAAGAGAGGACCAAGGAGAAAAAGCUACGAGAUUUCCUCAAGGUUAAACUGAAGAAAAAGAAAAAAAAGAAAAAGAAAGUGAAGUCUGUCUUUUACAGAAAAAUACAGAAAUACAGUAGAGUUUAUGAAAACCUGUACGUAAAGACUGACAAACAAUGUGCAGAAGAAGACGAAGUUUGCAAGUAUAAAACUGAUGCCGAGAACAUGAGUUGUCAAGUCUUUGAAAAGUUUUCUGACAGUGAAGAGAACAUAGAUGUCUCCAGAGAUUACCCACCCAAAAAAUCCACAUUCCUUUCAACCAGAUCUUCCUCCUCUUACAAAUUUCCUUUCUCCCAUAAAUACACAUCCUUAUGCAGUUCUGACUCGGGAUACCACAUGGAUGGACUGAAAUUUGACGAUGUUUCAGAUGACGACCCCACGAGCGACUCGUCCACAGACAGUCUCCUCUGGAGUGACGACGACUACAAUCAGGAUGUAGAUGUAACCACGAAUCCUGACGACACCGGGGACGGCGAAGACAGCCAGCUGGAGAUUGUGCGCUGCAUCUGUGAGGUAGAGGAGGAGAACGAAUUCAUGAUUCAGUGUGAGGAGUGUCUGUGCUGGCAGCACGGUGUCUGCAUGGGUUUGCUGGAAGAUAGCGUUCCCGAGAUCUACACCUGUUACAUGUGCCGCGAUCCGCCAGAGCACCGCUUGAGUUCUCGCUACUGGUACGACAAGGAGUGGCUGGCCAGUGGCCACAUGCAUGGCCUGGCCUUCCUCAAAGAGAAUUAUUCCCACCAGAACAGUGGCAAGAUAGUGGCCACGCACCAGCUGCUGGGAGACGUUCACAAGGUCAUUGAGCUGCUGCAUGGGCUGCAGCUGAAGAUAUACAUUCUACAGAAUAAAGAUCAACCAGACCUGAAACUCUGGUGCAAGCCUUGGCACGUUUCUCCCUCCACCAUCGAAAAGCUGUGGGAGAGGCAUCUGGCUCCCAGCGAGGACAGCAACAGCGGCCUCAGCACCAGCACCAGCACACAGGGAAGGACCCCUAACGGCACGGCUGAGCGGCAGGCCCAGAUGCCUGUCAUCGAGGAGUCCUAUAUCACCAGUGAGCAUUGCUACCAGAAACCCCGAGCCUACUACCCUGCCGCGGAGCAGAGGCUGGUGGUGGAGACCAGGAAUUCCUCCCUGGAUGAGGGCUUCGGCCGGAUGCGGGAAAACGGUGACGAGGCACUGGCUGAGAGGUUCGGGAGGAACGUUGAUGAAGAUUCAGGGCGGACUGACUUCGACCUUCGAGAGCAAGACAGCCUCUGUAAGGGUGAGAGUGGCACUGGCAAGGUUCGGGGUACUGAGUCAACGGCGGAAGUGCAGAACGAGGAGAGCCGGGGGCCGAAGGAGUCAGAGGAAGGGGGAGACAGUGACCCCCAGCUGCAGUGGCAGGUCAACCUGCUGGCGCACAUCGAGUCCUUGCAGGACGAGGUCUGCCACCGGAUGGACUUCAUCGAGAGGGAGCUGGAUGUAUUGGAGAGCUGGCUGGACUACUCCGGAGAGCUGGAACCUCCCGAUCCUUUGGCGCGACUGCCUCAGCUCAAGAACCGGAUGAAGCAGCUCCUCGCGGACUUGGGCAAGGUGCAGCAGAUUGCUUCCUACUGUCCUGUGUGAGCAGUGCUUCGAACACUCUCUCCCCAUCCACAGGUCACUCUCCCCUUGCGAGCCAGGACCAGCACCAGACGGAAGCGACUUGGGUUUGGUGCCGAUGUUCAAUCCGGACACCAGUUUGCAUUCUCAUUCAUGUUGCCUGACGUUUCUCGUCAGUUCUCGGAACCUUUCGAACCUUUCUAGGCUUUCCUGGAUAUCGGCGGAAGGAAGCGGGGAGCCUCGGCCUCGGUGGAGGGGGUGGUCUGUGAGCCACUCGUCAGCCAGCAUACGUCUCCCGCAUGCCGCGUGUUGCUUGGGUCCAGCUGUGUCUGAACUUGCGAUUGUGCCAGGCCGUCCAGGAGUGAUGAGAGGGAGGGAGGCUGGAAAAAUCACUGUAAAGAAUUUAGUACUUUCUUCAA